AAAUAGGUGUGGAAUUAGAAAACGGGGCGCAUGUGUAACUUUUUCGCGAUGUUGUCUAUCGGAUGACUCCCUUUUUUCCCCCUCUCAGAGAUGCCACAUUGUAGAGGAAACCGGCAAGGGAAAGACAACGAACACAGAGCUGUCCUGCGCGGUGACAGGCGUGUGCUUGACUCACCCGCUCGCCCUUGAAGCUCUUGUUGCCACUAGAAACGGCCGCCAUUUCGGAGCGGGGCUUCCCGGGCAACCGUAACAGCAAAGCCGGCCGCUAAGGCGGGGAAAAGAGAACGCCAAUGACGGAGCGGGAGAAGGCUGGUGACGGGAUGAAGAAGGGGGGGACCGCGUUGUAAGCAAAAAGUAAUUACUACGUAAUGGUCGCGGAGCAACAGGUGUACACGUCUGGAAAAGAUAUUGCAGCUUUUAAGGCAAGUGUGCUGUUGGGUCUUCCAAAAUAGCCUAACUUGUGAUUUGAAGAACUGGGAACUAUAUAGUUCAUCAAGAGUUGAAAAAUGCCCUCAUGCUUCAAGAAUCUGCCACCUGGGUUGUGCUUGAGCUUCCACAGCUGAUGUGAAGGGCAUCAUUCUCAUUAACUGAAAUGACAGAGGUGAAAACCUUGGGGAAGCCACAUCCAGUCAAAUCUAUUGACAUGAUUGGACAGAAUUGGAUUAAACUCUACAUCAGACAACCAAGGCUACACAAACAUAUGUCUUCUGCAACAUGUCAUCGACUCAAUAAAAGUGUAUUCAUGGUAGAUUUAUACUGGACCUUCCAUGCAUCAUUCUGCUUUAUUAGUUUUUCUGCAAUGCUUCCCCAAUGUUACCACAUUACUGCCAUCUAGACUGGGCACUCUUGCGCUACAGUGCAACAAAAACCAGACAAAACAAAACACUUGGAACAAUUGUGGCAUGCAAAGUUACAGGAUUUCAAACAGGAAGCUACAGGACAUGCACUGAUUGGACAAAGCAGUGUGUUUGCCCUGAAACUUUUGCAGGCACCAACAGCAGGAUUGUGUAUAAUUGCCCCAAUACCAUCAUGAUCCCAAAUAACCAUGAACGCAAGCAAAAAGACUAUCUGGAGGGGCUCUCAAUCUGAACCAGCACCCAUGGUAUGUUUCUCCCGACAAACCACAAUCGGGAAGUCACAAACUUCUGAGCAAGCAAACUAUGGUUCAGACAAAACACUAAGCCAGCCACUGCAUGCUUGGUCUCCCCAGUGGAGGGAGGAGUAAAGUGGGAGCUUCAUUCACAAAUUAAUUUGCUUAACCAUGGUUACCAGACUAGUAUGGCAUUCAAACAUGGCCUUUGCACCAGUAUCACAGGAAGAUGAAUCUGGGGUGAAUGCUCAAUAUCCAGAAGUAAGAUAUCAACAAAACACUACAGGCCAAAAUAAUAUUUCCCUCCCUGCUUUGCAAAAACAGCUUAUUGUUACUCAACACGUAAAAUAUACUUUAACAUUCUUCAAAGAAGCAUAGAUGACUCAUGAAGUUAAAGCUUCAAGUUAUGCGCCACUUAUGCUAGAGCAUUCCCAUUGGGUUUCAUGAGGCUAACUUGGGCCAUGUGAGCUGCAGAAUGCUGUCUGAAGAAACUUUUUUGGUGCAAAGAAUGCCCAUAUAUUUGGGGACCCCAGAGAAAUGACUUCUCCUCAGUAGUGUCAGAGAAGUACAGCAGAGCAUUUUUAACACGCUGCAUAUCAAGGAGAGAGGAGUCCCUCUAACACAAACGUUGCUUUAAGAAAGCUUUGUGCUGAUCAAAGCCACAUUAUUAAAAUCUUUCUCCAGGCAAUCCUUAAAUAAUUCCUGGUACAUAUAUAGCUGGCUGUAGGCUUCUCCCCUUCCAAACACGCUCUUGCCCUUAACAGGAUUGUUUUGUUUUGUUUCUCUUCUCCCUAGUGUUGAGGAAAAUGUUGCAUCCUCCAGGUCAAUGACAAAUUCCAUUUCUCCUUGUCUCUCUUCUCUCUCUCUCUCUCUCCCCACACACACAUUAGUAGAAGAGGGGCCAACAACUUUGCUUGCAUGAAAAGACUAUGCAGAAAGAUCUCUACCGACAGCAAGGACUCACCCCGGAGGGAGGGAGGAAGGGGAACCAAAGACGCAGAGGACAGGAAAUGGCAAGCCAACUUGCGCACUCUGCAGUCUCUCGACUGCUACUGAACAGUUCAUAGAUUCUCUUUCUCCCCCCCCCCCCUCAAAAGCCUCAGCUAGGAAUCUUGCCGUUAGUGAUGUUUAGCCCCUCCUUUGCUGCAGCCUUCUAUUGGUAACAGACUCCUGGCUGUUUGCAGGGGAUCCCACCCUCUUCUCGCCUGUGUUGCCAUCCCGAAGCUCUCCCCAAGUUUACACCUGAAGGAGUGCCAAGCCUCAGGGACUAUAUAAAGCAAGACUUUGGGAGGAUUUGCACAGUUGCAGAAAAGGCAGCCAGAGCAGCAGCCAGAAGAAGAGCGAGGAUUCACCAGGCGCACAGCUUGAGCUAGCCAUGAUCCUCCCUGCUCUCCAGGUCUCCGGCUUCCUGCUCGCCUGCUUGCUCCUGAAGAGCUGCUGGGCUUUCAAGAACGAUGCUACCGAGAUCCUGUAUUCGCACGUUGUCAAACCCAUCCCAGCCAGCUCCGGCCACAACAGUACCUUGAAUCAAGCCAGAAACGGAGGCAGGCACCCUGAAUUCGACCGCAGCAGUCAUGUUCAAGUUGGUUGCCGUGAACUGAGAUCCACCAAAUACAUUUCUGAUGGCCAAUGUACCAGUAUAAACCCUCUGAAAGAGCUGGUAUGUGCUGGGGAGUGCCUACCUCUGCCAGUGCUGCCUAACUGGAUUGGAGGAGGUUAUGGAUCCAAGUACUGGAGCAGAAGGAGCUCACAGGAGUGGCGAUGUGUCAACGAUAAAACUCGCACCCAAAGGAUUCAGCUGCAGUGUCAAGAUGGAAGUACAAGAACCUACAAAGUAACUGUUGUUACAGCUUGUAAGUGCAAGAGAUACACUCGGCAACACAAUGAAUCCAGCCAUAACAUUGAAGGAGCAUCUCAAACAAAGCCAGUCCAACAUCAUAAAGAGAGGAAACGGAACAGCAAAUCCAUAAAGCAUCCCACAAGUUAGAACUCAGCCAUACAUCUUUAAAAUUGAACUUAUCAAUAAUUGCCUGCUUUACAGAUAUCACUGCCUAACAAAAACCCUAAUGUCAUUGUUGCUUCUCAGCUGGGUGUACAUAUACUUGUGGCUUUGACCAAACUCAAAAGGGCAUUCUGUGCAUAAGGACUUUGUGUGUGUUGGCAUCCAUGUUUUCAAGAUGGGCUCCAAGCCUGCAGCUUCAUGAACUUUGCUUUCUUCUUUUUACUGGAAACAAAGAGUUGUGGACAUGGACAUUCAAUGAAUUUUAUAUUGCAGAGAGCUGCUGUGGUGUGUUUUUAUGGGCACAAGUUCUAGAUCAAGUAUUUAAUCCAUCUCAUUAAAAAGGAAAUAAAUGAUUUGAAUUUCACUCCAGCGAGACAUUGUGCAUGCUGAUCAUUUUCUUCAACACAAAUACCUGUAUCGACAAAUUUGUAAACAAAAACAAAAUGCACAUGACAGCAGCUUGAAAAGUAAAUUUGAACAAAAGCUAUUUAUUUGUCAAUGUAACUAUUUAAUGAUCUUGAAUAUGUUUUCUGCUUUUUAAGAUGCACGCUUUAUGUCUCACCUUGUUUCCCAUGCAUCAAAGUAUUUUCCUACAAUUCUUGGUCAGACUAGAAUAUACAUUUUGUAGAUAAUGUAAAAUAGAU
Molecule: messenger RNA, 3736 nt
Organism: Rhineura floridana
Lineage: Eukaryota; Metazoa; Chordata; Lepidosauria; Squamata; Rhineuridae
Gene: SOSTDC1
Product: sclerostin domain containing 1
Exons: 6
Coding region: 2466-3077 (203 amino acids)
Biological process (GO): negative regulation of Wnt signaling pathway; negative regulation of BMP signaling pathway
Molecular function (GO): BMP binding
Source: RefSeq, a predicted model, not a curated record